Messenger RNA from Pestalotiopsis fici W106-1, 615 nucleotides. RefSeq lists its product as uncharacterized. The record is from RefSeq and is a predicted model, not a curated record. NCBI's taxonomy places the organism in Eukaryota, Fungi, Ascomycota, Sordariomycetes, Amphisphaeriales, Sporocadaceae. The transcript has a single exon. Bases 1 to 615 code for a protein of 204 amino acids.
AUGCGUUUCACUACAGCCAUUGCUACCGUCAUAUUGGCCUACACUGCCAUUGCCUCGCCUCUGCAGGCUCGUCAGGAGUCUUGCGAGACUGCGUACGACAAAUGCUUGACCGCACCAGAUGCCAACAUGUCCCAGUGUGUUGCCAACUACAGCAACUGCUCGGGUCACCUACCCAGCAACAAGCGCCAAGAUCCAUGCCAGGACGUCUACAAUCAGUGCGUCACAGCUCCUGACGCCAACAUGUCCAAGUGUGCCGCCGACCAGGCUACCUGCCAGAAGAAUCCGAAGCGCCAGGACAGCUGCCAGGACUCUUACAAUCAAUGCGUGACUGCACCUGACGCCAACAUGGCUCAGUGUGCUGCCGACUUCAGCAACUGUUCUGGUCAUCUGCCCGGUCAGAAACGUCAAAACGCUUGUCAAGAUUCUUACAACCAGUGUGUUACUGCUCCUGGUUCCAACAUGGCCCAAUGUGCUGCCAGCCAGGCCACUUGCCAGAAAAAUCACCCGAAGCGCCAGGAUACUUGCCAGGACUCAUACGAUCAAUGUGUUACUUCCCCUAAAGCAAGCAUGGCUCAGUGUGCUGCCCAACGCGCUACUUGCCAGUCGGGCCAUUAA